AUGGGGGAGGCCCUGGCCUCUCUGUGCUUCUGGGCGCGGGGUCACAUGUGCAAUACUUCCGCGCCGUGCCCUGACGCGGAGAAGGCCCCCGUCCCCCCGUUCCCGAGCAACGCGCCCACUGCCGCUAAUAGCCUCAACAACACCGCGAGGGAGGAGUUGGAGGCGGCAGUGGCGGGGGCGGGGGAGGGGGAGGGGGCGGGAGCGGGAGCGGGGGAGGAAGGAAGUGCGGCAACGCCCAAGUGCAGCAUGUCCGCCGACGCCGCAAGGAAGUCCUUUUUUGACUCCGUCUCCCGCCUCAGCUUCGAGAAGGUGCAGACGAUGGUGGGGCUCCUGGAUGGCCAGACGACGUCCUUCAACGAAUUCCAGCAGGAGCUGUGGGUCUAUGCCUCCCAU
Messenger RNA from Trypanosoma conorhini, 393 nucleotides. RefSeq lists its product as uncharacterized. The transcript has a single exon. The record is from RefSeq and is a predicted model, not a curated record. Lineage: Eukaryota; Euglenozoa; Kinetoplastea; Trypanosomatida; Trypanosomatidae. The annotation marks the transcript as partial.